UGCAAUGGCGGCGAGAAAAUUGUUCUGCGGUAGUUUUUCUUUUACAAUUAUCAUGUAUUGUUUUUAAUUGACGUGUUGUUAAAUUCAAAACGUGUUUUAUUAUUCAAUAUGGGUCAACGUUCAUUUUAGCAUUUUAUAAUAAACCACAGAAUUUGUAAGAGUUUAACACGAAUUUCAAGAUGUCUAGUGACGAGGAUAAGCCUCCGGCACCACCGGUUCGGCUGACUAGUAACCGAGGGGGCGAAAGAGGUGAUUCAAUAACUACAGUUGAUAUGAGACCAUUGCCAAAAGAACCUGAAGAUGCUACCGAGAAAAAGAAGAAAACGCUCAAAGCAAAAAUAAAAAGUGUAAAAGCUCAUGCAGAUAAUAAUAAACCGAACAUCUCAUAUCCUACCAAUUUUGAGCAUACAAUCCAUGUUGGUUUUGAUCCAGUAACUGGGGAAUUUACGCUGCCUUUAAAAGGCAUGCCGGAGGACUGGGCUAAAUUACUUGUAUCUAGUACUAUAACAAAACAAGAACAAAAGAAAAAUCCUCAAGCUGUUUUAGAUGUUUUAAAAUGGUACGACAAUUCACAGCAGAGUCCCACAUCCAAAUAUAUGACACAUGGCCAUACAACCACACAUUCUGGUUCCUCCCUGAGUCGUGUAAGCUCUAGUUCCCCUAGCAGUACAACACCAACAGAUAGUGAAGGUGGUAGUGAUUCCUAUAGGAUAUCAGAAAAUCGUGAUUUAGACGAACCUCCAGCUCCACCCGUUGCUAGCCGUCCUGAAAGAACUAAAUCUAUUUAUACCAAGCCUGUUGAAGAAACCAAUAAUAAAAAUGCUGCAGUUUCACCUGUUCAUAAUACGGCAAACAGUAAUAAUACUCUUACAACCACCGCCCAACAAACUCCCACAAAUAAAACACGCGUGCCUCAACAAACACGACCUAAAAAAAUGUCAGAUGAAGAAAUUCUAGAAAGGCUUAGGACUAUAGUUAGUGUUGGUGAUCCGAAUAGAAAAUAUACAAGAAUGGAGAAAAUUGGACAAGGUGCUUCUGGAACUGUGUAUACUGCAAUAGAAACCAGUACUGGAAUGGAAGUGGCUAUAAAACAAAUGCAUUUAGCCCAACAACCUAAGAAAGAAUUAAUUAUAAAUGAAAUUCUGGUCAUGCGAGAAAAUAAACAUCCUAAUGUUGUGAAUUAUUUGGAUAGUUACCUAGUUUCAGAGGAAUUGUGGGUUGUUAUGGAGUAUCUUCCAGGAGGGUCUUUGACUGAUGUUGUGACUGAAACUUGCAUGGACGAAGGACAAAUUGCUGCUGUAUGUCGAGAGGUUCUCCAAGCAUUAGAUUUCUUACACUCUAACCAAGUAAUACAUAGGGAUAUAAAAAGUGAUAACAUACUGCUAGGACUGGAUGGAAGUGUUAAAUUAACUGAUUUUGGCUUUUGUGCACAAAUUUCUCCUGAACAAAAUAAAAGGACAACAAUGGUUGGAACUCCUUAUUGGAUGGCACCAGAAGUUGUUACUAGGAAAUUAUAUGGGCCUAAGGUUGAUUUAUGGUCACUAGGAAUCAUGGCAAUUGAAAUGAUUGAAGGUGAACCUCCAUACUUAAAUGAAAACCCUUUAAAAGCAUUAUACCUUAUAGCAACUAAUGGUAAACCAGAAAUUAAGGAAAAGGAAAAACUUAGUCUUGUGUUUAGGGAUUUCCUUGAUCAAUGUUUAGAAGUGGAAGUUGAAAGGAGAGCCACAGCACUUGAAUUAUUAAAGCACCCAUUUUUGAAGUUGGCUCGGCCGCUAGCAAGUUUAACACCACUUAUAAUGGCAGCUAAGGAAGCAGCAAAAGGCCAUUAGCAUUUCUUUUAGAUUAGUUCAGUGUUUAAGUUUUAAUAUCAACUGAUUUGGAAUCCAACCAUUUACAUAAACAGUGAGAUAUAGUGAUGAAAUAUUUUUAAGGACCAAUGAUUAAUAAGUUUCUAA
This is a messenger RNA of Ctenocephalides felis (cat flea), 1955 nucleotides long. RefSeq names its product serine/threonine-protein kinase PAK 3-like. The transcript is spliced from 14 exons. Gene Ontology annotation, biological process: protein phosphorylation; intracellular signal transduction; regulation of MAPK cascade. The record is from RefSeq and is a predicted model, not a curated record. Bases 180 to 1829 code for a protein of 549 amino acids. Gene Ontology annotation, molecular function: protein serine/threonine kinase activity; ATP binding. Gene Ontology annotation, cellular component: cytoplasm. Lineage: Eukaryota; Metazoa; Arthropoda; Insecta; Siphonaptera; Pulicidae.